UGUCGCAUUUUCUCGCUCGCAUGUGGAAUUCCAGUGUUUUCAACUACUUUUGUGGACAAAAUAGAACUCAAAAUAUGUGUUUACAAUGCGUGAAAUAGUAAUUCAUUAGUUUAAGUAUGGCGUAAAUAUUGUGAAACCUAAUACUCCAUGUUUGUUGACUGCAAACAAGUUGAAGUUCCAUUGUGGCAUAUCCCACUGUUUUGAACAUUAUGACGGGAAAACACUAACAAAUACAAUGACCGAAAAGGGAUACGAAGGUGAUCAAUCAUCUUCGUGGGAUAUUCCCGGUCCAUCAUCCCUAGCAGCUAUCCUGGACACUGUUUACACAUCAUCUGCUUCUGAUAAUCCUCCCAGAAAUGAGGAAAUGGAGUGUGAAGCUCUUUUUGCUGAGAGUGAUGAUGAAGUGGAAGUGCUCCCAACAUCUACAGAAGCACCACCCUCUGCUGCCGGCGUGGUGUCAUCCAAACCUGUCUCCUCCAACUAUGUCAAUUCUACUUCACCCACUCAGGCUUAUGAACUGAAUAUGACCUCAGUGGCACCACCAGGAUCUUCUCACACUCCUGUUCCUGAAGAAUACCAGCCAUUACCAGACAGUUCAAGUUCAUUAGAUUUUGCUCUUGGAAGGAAUAACUUGGAAAAUGGAAAUCUGACUGGCCAGAGAUUUGCUGAUGUUAAUAUCAGAUACCAACCUAAACCCGUGAACCAGAGAGGCUACUACUACCCUAAUUAUCAACCCUAUCCUGGGUCUGGUGUAAGGCCUGGUUUGGAAUAUGUAUUUGCCCCCUACCAUGCCAACAAUGUAAUAGUUCUUGGUGAUGAUAGAAACUAUGCACCACAUCCUAUUUCUUACAAUCUACCACAAGGGGAAGACAAUAGCUCUGUUGUUGCAAUGGAUUUUGAUUCUGUGCAGCCUCCCACAAUGCACAAUAAUCAUAUCAAUACCGCAGACCGAAAUCACUUGAGGAGUAACCAACCACAGGCACUGGAGAGGCCUAGUCGUAAGCUAAACAUAUCACCUAGAAGGAGACACUCAAGAGAGAAUGAAGGGACCAGUUCCAGUCUUAUUGAAGUCAGUUCAGACGAGGAAGACAAUAUUCCUGUACCCAGGAAAAGGCAAUGUAGCAGCAAUGGUGCCGGUCACCAGGGUAAUAGGUCUGAUGCUGAUGUGUCUGUUUCUAGAGGUAAUUGCAGUUAUCCUAAUGCUUCCUCUCCAAGGAUUGACAUCAAAAGAGAGCCACAUGACCACACUGAAGCCACUACUCAAGCAGCAGGUGACACCAACACUGAGAGUAAUGCAGUGGUACCUGAACUCCACAACUGUAACAGAAGGCAACAAAACAACCAUAGGGCUCACCAUAACUGUAACACAAACAACAACAUGCACAUAAAACAAGAAAACCACAGUUGUAACUGUGCAAACAGAAGCACCUGUGUUUGCAGAGCUCACCACGGCAGUACGUAUGCCCACAACCAUUCUAUUGUCAGUGAAUGUCAAAGGCACAGUCCCAACCACUUUAGUCAUCAAAAUGGAUCUCAUCACCACCACCACCACCACCAUUACCACCAUAGACUUUAUCGGCAGUGUUCCCAACAUCACGUAGCUAGCACCUCAAAUACGUCCUUGUCACAAGUUAAAGAGGAACCGGGAAUACAAGGCACAAUCAAGCAAGAAUCUGGACAGCCAUCUGAAGAACAACAACAGAACACAGAGGAGAGUGUGUCUGUACCCAUAUCUAGUGCUAUUGUCAAGGUUGAAGCAACAGACCAGGCUCGGGUGAAAAUUGAACCAGGGACGUCAAAUGGUCAAUCUCAUGAGAUUCCAGAACGAUCUCAGAGCGUCAUUGUCAAAACUGAGAGAGCUGAUGCAAGGUGUUGUGAUGUAAAUGCCGUGGGAGAUAGGAGGGUGAAAGUAAAAUCACCCCAACCUGGUACUAGUAUGGGGAGGACUACUCAAACAGAAGCCAGAACAAACAAUAACUGUGAUCAGGAAGUCCAAACCAACCCAGUACCAGCGGGAGUGCUGUCGGCCCCUGACCUGCAGCUGGAUUGGGUGUCUGACUCCAGUUCUGAUGAUGAUGUCCAAGUGCUUGGAGAAGACACUAAUCCUCGUGCAGUAAUAGAUCUCACAGCGUCGCCUGAGCGGCCGCAGGAGGAGGACGCGCCCCUGGCACUGGACGACCAGCCGGCUCUGCGCGCGUUGUUCCGCCACGUCAACACGCCCGUCUAUGUACAGCCGCCGCAACCGCCGCAGCCACCGCAGCAGCCGCAGCCACAGCCGCCGAAUGCGCACAUCAGCGGGACUCUAGACGACGACCAGCCAGCACUACGCGCGUUGUUCCGCCACGUCAACACGCCCGUCUAUGUGCAGCCGCCGCAACCGCCGCAGCCACCGCAGCCGCCGCAGCCGCAGCCGCCGAAUGCACACAUCGUACGCAGCCGGCCAACAGAAGGCAACUGCCUGGUGUCGUGCCGCGGCUGCUGCUGCACGCACCCGCACCACGCGCCGCACGCGCCGCCGGCGCACGGGGCGAGCGUGCACGGCGCGCCCGGCCACCACGGCUCGCACGCCUACACGCACACGCAGCCGCCGCCGCUCUACAACAUGUACAACCCGCCCGCGCCGCCUGCGCACAUGGGUGACCGGCGUGAGGUCAUGUCGAUCGCCCCGCCCUACAUCGUGCACGAACGGCUAUGGCAUCGCCAACACCACAUGCUCGAACUGCAGCGUCGCAGCACCAUGGGCAACGUGAGCGGCUACUCUUCCACCUACAACAUGCCGCCUCCUAGCUCGUUCCCAGAUGAGUUUGAGCCCCGAGACUUGAGGGCCAACCGCAACAACCCAGGGGGCGCACCUCCCGCACACAGGAUCCACGACGGGCAGUAUGUUCACCACCACCUACACCACUACAUGCAGAUGCACCAGGCGACGCCGCACCUGCACAUCUCCAUCCAGCCGAUGGGCUCGAGCGGCACCCUGGCGUCGGUAUUCAAUAUGGCGGCGGAGGCGGCGCACGCGGCGGAGCGUCGCGCGGCGGCUGCGCGGGGCGCUUCGCGGGCCGUCAUCGAACGGAAUACGUAUCGUCACGCCUACGCUGCGCCCGCGCCGCACCACCAAGACGAAAAGUGCACUAUAUGCCUCUCCGUGUUUGAGGUGCACUCGGAUUGCAGGCGACUCCCGUGCAUGCACCUUUUCCACAUGGAGUGCGUGGACCAGUGGCUCAGCACCAACAAGCACUGCCCCAUCUGCCGCGUGGACAUCGAGACGCAUCUCAACAAGGACGCCACGUUUUAAGCUCUUGCGCAGUUUCUGCUCGAGUUCAGGCGAGCUGACGAUGGCCUGUUGUUGCAACUCCAGGCUCUCCUGUUGGAGCUCGUGCGUCAACUGCUUCUGAGUGUUGCACGUCCUAGGGAGAGAGUGAACACAUUACUGCCAAUACUAUGUACAUAAAACGUUUUAACAUAAUAAUUAAAAGAUAUUAUUUUGUUUACUUUGUCAUUAGAAUUUUGUUACAUAUUAAAUAUACUUACUACAAUGUUUUAAGGUCAAAAGAAGUGACUAUUUGUUGAUUUUUAAUUAAUUAAUAAGAUUAUAUUAUGGUAUUAUCAAGCCUAAUUUUAUAAAAAUCAAUUUGUUAAUUUGAAUCUGACAUGAAAUGGAGUAAAAAAAUAGAAAACUUUUAAAAUGCUAGAUUUAAUAUUACAUUAUGCUUUAAUAAAUGUUUUUGAAAUACUUAAAA
Molecule: messenger RNA, 3737 nt
Organism: Ostrinia nubilalis (European corn borer)
Lineage: Eukaryota; Metazoa; Arthropoda; Insecta; Lepidoptera; Crambidae
Exons: 13
Coding region: 236-3292 (1018 amino acids)
Cellular component (GO): nucleus
Molecular function (GO): ubiquitin protein ligase activity
Source: RefSeq, a predicted model, not a curated record